Molecule: messenger RNA, 3697 nt
Organism: Entelurus aequoreus (snake pipefish)
Lineage: Eukaryota; Metazoa; Chordata; Actinopteri; Syngnathiformes; Syngnathidae
Product: cilia- and flagella-associated protein 99-like
Exons: 15
Coding region: 142-2040 (632 amino acids)
Source: RefSeq, a predicted model, not a curated record
AAUCCUGUUUCGUUUUUUUUGUUUUUUACAAAAAAGAGGCGGAUGUAUUUAUUUUCAUGUAUAUAUUUAGUGUGACAAAUUGUGUGUUCAGUUGAAGCGUUCAGAUUGACAACCUUUUCAAACAUUCUGUGUGGAUGUAGAAUGGCAAAAAACUAUGGAUCACUUGUCAAGGAGGCCAUUGUGCUGCUCGACAAGUACACCGCUAGCAAACACACCACAGAAGACUUUACUGAAGAUGCUACCAAAAAUCUGCAGGGUCUGGAGGCUAAGGAUAAGGAGUUCCUGAUUGUUGUGGUCUCAGGAUGUAUUGAGCAUAAAAAAUUAUUGGACAUAGUCAUCGACCCCUUCUAUGCCCACAAUCCAAAACACAUACCUAAACAACAUCGCAGCCAACUUACAGUGAUCUGCUCCCUCACCAUAUUUCACCUUGAUGACCUCGGACUUCAGGUUUACAGCAACAUUGUCAGCUGCCUGGACUUUAGGAGCAUGCACACUUUCCUCAGGUUCUUCUUUGAACACCUCACCACUUGGAUACAAGAUGAGUGGACUUGCAUGUACAAUGCUGAAUAUGUGAUGGCGCACUGGAUUGAUCCUCUGCUAAGAAGGCGCUCUAAAAUUGAGACACUCUUGGAGAAGCUUGAAGCUAGAGAGAGGGGAGAGAGGGCUUCACCCAAAACUACAGAGCCAGUGGAAUUCUCUUUUUCAAAACGUAAACCACAUUCUCCACCUCAGCCUACACUCAGCCCACCACCGGAAAAACACAGAGCAGUACCAAACAGCACAUACAAGAUUGGAAAAGAUGUACAAAUAUUAGAAGAGAACAAGCAAAGGAACCAUCAAAUAAUGGAGGAUUUGCUGCAUGAGGCAACUACGACAUCAUUCAGAUGUGCAAAUCCCAAAAAAUCUGACCACCCAGAGAAAGUAAUAUCCCGGAUAAAAGAAGAGUUGGACUCAAAGCUCAAGUUCAAUUCAGAACACAGAUGUCAGCCUUCUCCUGUUAAGAAAAAGUGGCCAGUGAAACUCAACAGUGCCACCAUCCUGCGACAGAGGGCGCUAUAUGACCGCAAGGUGGAGGAGGAGCUCCAGAGAUUAGAAACGCUGGCGAAGGGAGCGCACGAGUCCUCUUCUUUUCAUCAAUGGCAAAAAGAAAUGGGUGAAAAAGACCAACAGGAACGGUUGGCAAAGAUUGACCAGAAACAUGCAGAAAUCCUGCUUGGACAAUAUGAGAAAUUUAUCAGCCGCACAAAAGCAGUAGAACUUAAAAAGAAGUCUGCUCGGCUCAAAAAAGAAGAGGCAUCUGAACUGACUCUGCAAAGGGUCCAAAGAAGGUUGCAGGAGGUAAAUGAAAAGAGAGACUUAGUGCAACAAGUAUCAGAGAACUGUAAAAAGAACCCCAAAGAAGCUAAAGAGAUGAUGAUGAAGUUCAAGCAGAGUGUUGCAAAAGACAUAACAGGGCACAGUCAAACGCUCCUCCUUCAAGCACAAGAAGAAGCCCGGGCAGAGCUCAACAGGAAAUUUCACACCAUAAGUGAACUCCAUACCAUUGAAUAUGUUCCUCUCAUUACGUUUAAAUAUUUUGAUGACACAGAGCAUGCGGGCCAUGAACUGCUAGAAGAGAUGUCCCACGUCGAGCUGAAGGAACGCCUGUUCUUCAUAAAGGAAGCAGAGAUGAACGAGCAGCAGAAGAAGCGAGAGUGUAUCCUGGAGGAAAAACAGAAAAAGAAGCAACUGUUGUUGGAUGUCGAGGACACCAUCAGCCUCCACAAUAAAGCCAGGGAAGCAGCUACUACCAUCAGAAAAGAGGAGGAGAAGGAAGUCAAGCUAAGAUUGCAGCAGACUCGAGAGGAGACGUUCUCGGCUCUGCGAAAAAAGUGUGAGGAGGUGAAACUUAGGUGCCACAAACUGAAGCAAAGUCAAUUGAACAAGACUAAAUGUUCAAAGCAGAAGAUAAGCUGGGAAGACAUGGAGCAGCGCUUAGAGCAGUAUGUCGAGAGGAAAGACCCUCAAAUUGUUUCUCAAAAGGGAAAAUUUAAGAAAUAAUGUUGAGUUUUAGGUUAAUCAUUUAGCAUUUAGCACAUAGCACAUUAAAAACCCCAGUUGGCCAAAGUCCGGUACAUUAUUUAAAAAUAAUGCAAAGCACUGUCACAUUUACAUUUCAACACAGCAGGAAGAAUAAAAUACUGCAAUAGCACUUAUAUUUUAAAGGAAAAUAGCGUAUAGUUCUAACUUAUAUCUGUCAGUAGACUCCAUAUGGAAGCGCUAAAAACUACAAUAUGGCUGACAGAGAGAAGAUGCGGUCAAAGUGGAGAGGCACGUAAAUAAGACCGCCCACAUACCGGUGCAGCCUGAAGAGACGGUCAGAAAGCGGCUUAAACACGGUCUGUAAAACAUAAUCAUGCAAACUUUUGACCAAAGAACCACCAUUACAUGUUAUGUAGACCACAAGGUAGUCUUAUCAAUGUAGAAAAGAAAUCAUAAUAUGACCCCUUUUAAAGAAGUGCGUAAAGAUAUCACAUACAAUUCUAAAAUAUAAUACAUGAAAUAAAAUGUACAAAAAUAUGAAAUAAACGACCAAGAUAUCCUGCCUAAUUGGAUUUGAAUGCCAUGGAGUAAAUAUGUUUUAGUCUAGAUUUAAACUGGCUCGGGGACUGGGAAGAUCCAAUAGGACAGUGAUUCUGAAACUGUGGUACACGAAUCACUAGUGGUAUGCAGGCUCAAUCUGGUGGUAUGCCAAAUAAGUCUGUAUAUAUGUACUCUAUAUGGAGUAUCAUUGUUGAGGAUAUGUGUGCAUUGUGUGUAUUGUUAUAGUGACCAAAAUAUUGAAUAUACUUGUUAAAUAAAAACUUUGCCUUGUUUUUAAUGGAUACUUAGGCGUACUACGCUACUACUGUAUUUCAAUGUUGGUCAUUAUCGUGGUACUUGGACAGCUAAUUGUUUUCUGAGGUGUCCUUGUGAAAACAGUUUGAGAACGACUGUAAUAGAAAAAUAAAGGCUAUUCAACAGUCUAGGCCAUGCUACUAAAAAGGCACUCUCUUCCCUGGUUUUGAGCCUAGGCCUAGGCCACCUCAUCGCAGGGACAACCAUUCACACUCACAUUCACACACUAGGUCCAAUUUGUUUAGUGUUGCCAAUUAGCCUAUCGCCAGGUGCAUGUCUUUAGUGGUGGGAGGAAGCCAGAGGACCCGAAGGGAACCCACACGGUCAUAGGGCGAACAUGCAAACUCCACACAGAAAGACAGAGCCCUGAAAUCGAACCCAGGACCUUCUUAUUGUGAGGCACGCGCACUAACAACUGCUCCACCGUGCUGACCACUUAAUAAAAUAAAAAAUUAUGAAAAUGCAACAUUUUAAAUCCGACUUUACCGGCUAAAAGUAUUGCCAAAACAAAUGAAUAGUGUCCAAAGCAGACCUAGAAAGACUCUUACAUGCCUUUGUCUCCAGUGUCCCUAGACUAUUGCUACUGUAAUGGUCUUCUCACACAUGAUUCUUGUCAAUCCACCUGGUGGAACAGCCCUCUAAAGUGUGAUUAUUCUUUUUCAAUUGCAGACUAAUGAACAGAUUUACUCUGAUGCAGGUCUUUGGAAAUGCUUUGGGGAUUCCAUAUUUUCUUAGAAUUGAGUGAAUCUAAAAGUUUUUGUUUCCGCUUGAUAUAAAAAUGAAACUGUUACUAUCACAACUUGAUACUUGAUUUGAUUGU